CCCGAGGACUCGGUCUGUUAUUUAUUAUGUUAUAUAUAUAUUUAUAGAAUAUGCAUUAUUUUGUUUACCACGUUUCAUCAUUUAAUUUAUGUUCGAUUCUCAAAUUACAUUAUUCUUUUUAUCAGUUAAUUGUGCGUAUUUACGAACGACGGACGUGUUUGUAUUUUGUUUGAUUCAAUUAUUUUAUUUUUUUAUCUAUUUAUUACGCGUAUGUACGAACGACCCAGUGUAUUUUUACUGAAAUGGAACGAUGGUUUAAAACGGUUAUAAUAAGACUUAUAAUAUUAUAGGUCUAUGGUCUAAAUAAACAUAUUAACAUUAAUUAAGGUUUGGUUAUUAAUUAUUAAGGGUCUAAACCAUAAAGUAAGUAAUAGUAAAGAAAUCAAACUCUAUGGUCUAAACACAGAAUUGAAUUGAACCGUAUACCUUUGCGCAUGCGUUAGUACCAUAUCAUAAAUUAGAAUUUCUUAUCAGUUAUCGUUAUAUGAUUCAUAAAUUAUGAAUAUUUAUAUUAUAUUUAAUAUUUUUAUAUUAUAAUUAUUAUAUUAUUUAACGACUAAAUUGUAUAACUAUUUUCUUUUUGAAUGUAUGGAGUAUCCUUUUCCUAUUCCCAUUAUCCUUUCCUCAAAAACUGUUCUUCCCAUAAAUCCUUGUAAGAGCACUAUAAUUAUUAAUUUAUUCUAUCAUAGAUGCAAUUUUCGUGCAAUCAAUCACAUUUUAGAUUCUGAGUGGAGCGAAGAAGCUUAUAAUUUUACAAAGAUGUUAAAUUUGUUUUAUCUGUACGCAACUUUUAUUCCAGAAGACUUACACAGGUUUUUAAAUGUAGCACCUUUUCUAAAAGGAAAUCGGCGUGGGAAGGUACUUUAGGAGGUAAUUUUUCGAUAUUUUAAAAGUUUUCUCAUCAAAUUUGAAAAACAGGAAAAUGUACGAAAUAUAUUUCUAAAAUAUUACGAUUUUUUUUUCCUGUGCACAAGUUUUCUACCAGUGAUUUCGCUCCAACUUUUAAUGAUAGCAAUGUUUCUGAAAAAAAAUUGUCAUUAGGUAAGUACUUUGGAUAGGUCAAUUUUCGAUUUUCCCAAGAGUUUUCCCAGCAAAUAUGAAAAACCGGGAUAAAACCUGAGAAAAAAGUAGAAAAACUGGGAAAAUCGGUACAACAUUAAACAAAUAUUAUUAAAGAAAAUAUAUAAAGCCUAUUUAAUUAUUUUACUAUAGUAUGACAUAUAUUGUUCACAAAGCAUCACUAUCAGCCGAACUCUGCUCAAAAUCGUUUUUUCGUAAGCAAUGGUUUAUCGUUGCUUACAGGUAUACAUUAAAUUAUCUAUAACAUUGGCUUCACCUGUCCACAUUAUUUAAGGACGUUUUUUUUAAGUAUCUCUAAUAUAUAGUUCUCAGAGGGUUUUAUUUUAUUACAUAUUUAUUUAUGUCUAAUAUUGGGUCUAUUCUUUAGUUCUACCUUAAUAUUCUACCGAAUUAUACCUAAAUGGUUAUUCAAAUUAGUAUGUCCUUAUAUCACUUCUUAUUUCAUUGUUCCUUAUUUUUUUGUUAUCGUAACAUUAUAUUUAAUAGUGAUACUAUUAUUAUUUAUACUUAUUAAUUAAACUUUAUAUUUUAUUCUUGCUUUUAAUAAUUGCAAAAUUUUAACAAGUAAUCUCAAAUACUAUAUGUAGGUGUACAAAAUAUUUAUAAAUUUAUAAUAGGUUUUGAAAACAAUAUGAAAUAAUUUUGAUGUCUAUUUGGCCAAUACAAUUAUACAAAUAAUUGCCUACCUAUUUGUCUAAAAUUAAUAUUAAUGUUAUUAAAUUUCUAAGUAACAGUUACUUUAAAUAAAUACUAAAAGCCUGAGAUAUAUUAUAAUAAGAAAAAAGAAGUUUAUUAAUUUAAUUUAAGAAGGCUUGUUUACAAAAAUAACAUUUUUAUGUAAUAUCUAUUAUCCUCAUAAAAAUUAUAAUUUCCAUGUCAAAAUAUAUAUCUAAUAAUUAAUAUAAAGUAUUUACUUUCAAAUGAAAAUGGUUUGAUUGUUUAAUGGAUAUAAACAACCUACCUAUAAUUAAUAAUGACAUUAAUUUAUUAUUGGUAACAUAUGUACAACAUUAGUUGACGACAAUACAAUUUUAAAAAUGGGUUAAAAAAUUAAUUUUUAGAUAUUGGAUAGUCAACUUAUUAAACCAUUAAAAGUACAAAUCAGGAGUUGUAUAGGCAACAUUCUGUACAAAAUUGGGAACCACUGGGCUUUCUUUUCAAAUGUUACUAACAGUUGGUAUAUGAUCAGUAUACCAGUAUAUACGUUCAUAUACAUGAUAAUUAAACUAAACUAUGAAAAUCUUUGUCUGUGAUAAAAAUAUUAAAAACUAAAACUAGAGUUCAAUCAAUUUAAUUAAUACAACUAUACAAUACCACAAUUUAAUUAAAAUGGAAAAGCCCCAGAAAAUUCCGAAAGUUGCAAAAGUAUGGACAUUUUUGUAUUUAUGAAAAAUAAGGAUUUUGUUGUUUUAUUUAUUUAUAUAGUAAUAUCUAUGUUAUAUUCUUUUUCAUAGGUGAAAAACAAGGCGCCAGCAGAAAUACAAAUUACUGCUGAACAGUUGUUGAGAGAAGCAAAAGAAAGGGAUCUUGAAAUUGUACCACCUGUAAGUAUUUUACCAUACUAGAAUCAAGUAUUGCUUUACAUAAGUUCAUGAGAUUAUUAUUCAAUCUAUAAUACCUAACCAAUUAAUUUAUUAUUUUUAAAUCUUCAAUUGAAAAUUUAGCCUCCUAAACAAAAAAUAUCAGACCCAGCUGAGUUAAGAGAUUACCAACAUAGAAAACGUCGCGCAUUUGAGGAUAAUAUCCGAAGAAACCGUACAAAUAUUAGUAAUUGGAUAAAAUACGCUGCGUGGGAAGAAAGUCAAAAAGAAAUUCCAAGGUAACACAAAUUCCAUUCAGCCAUACCUGUCUUCUUAUUUGGAUUUUUUGAUAGUAUCUUUUUAUUUGCCAUACUGUCUGACAAUUUGUUUACAUUAUGUUUGGGAAUUCUUUUUAAUAUAGGUAUAAGUUUUUAUAUACUUGUACUAAAUCAGUGGUGAAUACUGAUCCACAUUUUCUUUUUCUUUGUUGUAAUUCAAGUUAAUUAAUUUUUUUUUUUUAGGGCACGAUCAAUCUACGAAAGAGCAUUAGAUACUGACUAUAGAAAUAUAACACUAUGGCUAAAAUACGCCGAACUAGAAAUGAGACACCGACAAGUGAUGCAUGCCAGAAAUCUUUGGGAUCGUGCAGUUGUUGUUAUGCCCCGUGCAAAUCAAUUCUGGUACAAAUAUACGUACAUGGAAGAAAUGUUGGGCAAUGUUGCUGGUAAAAUUAUUAAACAUUCAUUUGUACAAUAAUUUUCUUUACUAAAUAUGCAAAUCAUUUUUUAGGAGCUAGGUCAGUAUUUGAACGAUGGAUGGAAUGGGAACCUCCAGAACAAGCUUGGUUAACUUAUAUAAAAUUUGAAUUACGUUAUCAUGAAGUGGAUCGUGCCAGAAAAAUUUAUAAUAGUUUUGUGAUGGUACAUCCAGAUGUUACAAAUUGGAUAAGAUAUGCCCGGUAAAUUGUGUUAUUUAUUUUAAAUAUGUAAAGUGAAUAUUAUUGUUAUUAUUUUUUUUUUUUAGAUUUGAAGAACAGAAUGGCUUCAUUGCAGGAGCAAGAACUGUAUUUGAAAAGGCAAUUGAAUUUUUUGGUGAUGAGCAUAUUAAUGAAAAUUUAUUUAUUGCUUUUGCAAAAUUCGAAGAACGGCAAAAAGAAGUAUUUUAAUUAAAUUAUUAAAAAUGGUUUUAAUUUUACUAUUAAAAAUAUUUUAUUUUAGCAUGAACGUGUGCGAGUAAUUUAUAAAUAUGCUUUAGAUCACGUCUCCAAAGAUAGAUGUCAUGAUAUCUAUAAAGCUUAUACAAUACAUGAAAAAAAGUUUGGUGAUCGAACAGCAAUUGAGAGUGUCAUUAGUAGUAAAAGAAAACUGCAAUACGAACAAGUACAUAAAUAUUUUAAUUAUUUUAACAGUAUUUUUUAAACAACAUAUAAUUUUUAGGAAGUUAAAGGUAAUCCAACAAAUUACGAUGCUUGGUUUGAUUAUUUAAAAUUAGUAGAGAGUGAAGGAAAUUUAGAAGUUAUUAGAGAUACUUAUGAACGAGCCGUUGCCAAUAUACCUCCAUCAAACGUGAAUAUUUUUUUAUAUUAUAUUUACUUUAAUACUUAUAAAACUAUGUUAAAGUCCUUUAUUCUCUUUAAUUUAUUAUGUGCCUGGUGUGUUUUAUGUAGAUUUCUUAUUUUAUUAUAUUUUAUCAAAUAAAUGUUUAUUUUUUAGGAAAAGCAUGCAUGGCGGCGAUAUGUAUACUUGUGGAUAAAUUAUGCUUUAUUUGAAGAACUAGAAGCUGAAGAUGAAGAACGUACUCGUGAUGUAUAUCAAACAUUUAUAUCUACUAUACCUCAUAAAAUAUUCACAUUUUCAAAAGCUUGGUUAUAUUAUGCCCAAUUUGAAAUACGCCAUAAAAACUUAACAGCUGCAAGAAAACGAAUGGUAAUAAAAAAAAUAAAAGAAGUUUUAUUAAUUUUACAAACUCAUUAUUUAUUUUGCAGGGUGUAGCAUUGGGUUUGUGUCCUAGGGAUAAACUAUUUAGAGGCUAUAUUGAUUUAGAAAUACAACUAAGAGAAUUUGAACGAUGUCGAAUAUUAUAUGAAAAGUAUUUAGAAUUUGGCCCAGAAAAUUGUGUCACGUGGAUUAGAGUAAAUAUGUUUACUUUUAUUCUUUCUUUACUACGUCUAUACUCAUAAAAUAGUUUCAAUAAUUCCUUUUAAAAAUGUAUCUAUUUACAUAGAAAUUAAUUUUAGUUUGCAGAAUUAGAAACAGUAUUAGGAGACAUAGGACGAGCCAGAGCUAUUUAUGAAUUAGCUGUUAAUCAACAACGUUUAGAUAUGCCAGAAGUUCUAUGGAAAUCUUUUAUAGAUUUUGAAACAUUACAAGGAGAAACAGAAAAAGCCAGAAAAUUGUAUGAAAGACUUCUAGAGAGAACUAAUCAUUUUAAAGUAAUUAUUUUAAAAUAUUUUUUGUAUGCUGUUUUUAGUUAACAAAUUUGGGUUUUUUUUUUGUAGGUUUGGAUGAGCUACGCUCAAUUUGAAAUGACUUCAGAAGAAGAGGGUAUUGACACUGUCUCAGUAGCGAGAAGAGUAUUUGAAAGAGGUAAUGAUGCAUUGCGUAGGGGUGGUACACCAGAAGAACGAGAAGGCAUUUUACAGUCAUGGUAUAAAUUUGAAGAAGAGAAUGGCGAUGAAGAAGCUAAAAACAAAGUUAAAAAUUUGUUGCCAAAGAGAAUCAAAAAGAGGGUGCCUUAUACUUCUGAGAAUGGAGUAAUGAAAUUUUAUGCUUCAAAUUAUUUAUUUUUUAUUUUUACAUUGAUUAAUUUGUGUUUUUAUAAAAUUUCAGAGAGACAAAGGAUGGGAGGAAAAGAUAGAUUAUAUUUUCCCAGAAGAUGAUGCUGUAAGACCAAAUCUAAAACUUUUAGAAGUAGCUAAAGCUUGGAAGAAAAGGAAAUUGGAGGAAAUAUAAAUUUAUACUUUUUUUUUUUUUUUUUAUUAUUUUCAAAAUAUAAAUAUCAUUCAUAAAUGUUUAUGUAUUAAUCACAGUCAUCUAAUCGUACAGGAUGAUCCAAUGGUUUAAUUGAUUUUUUUUCAAUAUCUCUAGAAAGUGCUUUCCUCAUGUCUAAAAAUAUAAUUUUGUUAAAUAAUCGAUUUAUAUAUAACUACUAUAAUAAAUAAUUUAAAAUAAUACCAUAUGCAUCUUCAUCGGGAUCCCCUGAAUAGUAUUCUAAUACUGUACGGUACACUGUAUAUCCUAGGCUUUUAUACAUAGAUAUAGCAACUGUGUUGGUGACACGUACAUAUAGAUCGACAAACCAUGCAUCUUUUCUAAAAAUGAAUAAAAUUUUAGAGAUUGCAAUUUUAAUUUUAAUAAUAAAUAUAUUAUUCACUUCUCUGAUAUGCUUUCUAGCCAAUUCAUUAAAACACCUGCGAUACCCAACCUUCUAUAUUCUGGAGCAACAGUUAAAGCAGUUACAUGCCCAUGCCAACUGUCUGGUUGUCCUUCAGAUUUUCCCAUAA
Molecule: messenger RNA, 6102 nt
Organism: Cinara cedri
Lineage: Eukaryota; Metazoa; Arthropoda; Insecta; Hemiptera; Aphididae
Source: the annotation of a GenBank genome assembly